Molecule: messenger RNA, 1320 nt
Organism: Daldinia decipiens
Lineage: Eukaryota; Fungi; Ascomycota; Sordariomycetes; Xylariales; Hypoxylaceae
Product: NAD(P)-binding protein
Exons: 4
Coding region: 133-1041 (302 amino acids)
Biological process (GO): phosphatidic acid biosynthetic process; triglyceride catabolic process
Cellular component (GO): endoplasmic reticulum; lipid droplet
Molecular function (GO): triacylglycerol lipase activity; acylglycerone-phosphate reductase (NADP+) activity
Source: RefSeq, a predicted model, not a curated record
GGAGGGUUUGCUUAUAUUGAAGUAGAGACCUCUACCCCACGCGUACAGGCUUCCGCCUCUAUUAGAACAACGACCGUUAGGAACUUUAUAUGCAAAUAAUCCAACUAUACUUAGCGCUUUAAAUCUAUCAAAAUGGCGGGAACUAAACCGGGACAGAAGACAGUUCUCGUAACUGGAUGUACUCCAGGUGGUAUUGGACAUGGCAUAUGCUUGGAAUAUCAUCAACGCGGUCUCCAUGUAAUUGCUACCGCCCGAAGAUCUGAGGUGUUGGCCGAUCUCGCGGCGCUGGGCAUGAGCACCCUACCGCUCGACGUUACCGAUGCCGAAAGCAUCAAGCAAUGCCAUGAAGAAGUCGCGAAACUCACAGGUGGCAAGCUAGAUAUUCUCGUGAAUAAUGCCGGCCGUACCCAUACGCAUCCCGCGACAGACAUCUCGUUGCCGGAUGUCCGACAGACCUUUGAGACCAACGUAUUCUCAAUAAUGGCCAUGGUGCAAGCCUUUAUAGACCAGCUCAUUGCAGCAAAGGGCUUGAUCAUCAACAUUUCGUCGCUUUCGUCCGUAACCCCUUAUGUAUUUGGCUCGGUCUAUUGCGCGAGCAAGGCCGCUGUCGUAGGUUAUUCGCGCACCUUACGAAUGGAACUAGCACCCUUGGGAGUCCGCGUGAUGGUAUCGAUGACUGGUACGGUCAAAAGCAAUACGGCUUCCCAACCUCUUCGUGGCCUACCGGAAAAUAGCCUCUAUGGUCGCGCUAAGGAUAUAUUCGCAUGGAGAGUUGUCUUCAGUCAAAAUGCGUCUACCUUCCCCACCGAGACGUUUGCUAAAAAGUUGGUUAACGACUCUCUGCGCCCAGAGGUUCCUACGAUAUUCAGACGCUGGUUCGGACGGCCGGAUUGGUUCUGGUCUGGCGGGAUGGCAAAUCUCGUAUGGUUUGGGACAUGUAUAGGCGAGUGGGUUAUUGACGCCUUCUGUUGGCGCACCUUUCGAAUGAGCGAGAUAACGAAGUUGCUCAGCGAGGAUCAGAGCCAGAAAAAGCUGAAGUGAUGUUGCUACAAUUUCGCAUUUCAUCUGUAAUCAAGUUUCUACAUCAUGAACACGGGACCGUCAUCCCUGAGUUGUAGCAUAGCGUUCAGUUUUCUAAACCAUUUGGCACUUUUUUACUUGAUCCUACCGACAAUAUCAGUCAUCGCUAGUAUAAUGGACGCUCAUCUAUAAAUUAUUAAUUACUCGUAGUUAUGGUUCCAAUAUUGGACCUUACCUUUGGACUCAUUAGUGGGAGUCGGGUUGUACACUAGGAUAAAGACAUUGGUCUAGUACAUCAGC